Saimiri boliviensis boliviensis (Bolivian squirrel monkey) is the source of this 1913-nucleotide messenger RNA. It is a transcript of the gene TSPAN10, whose product is annotated as tetraspanin 10. The record is from RefSeq and is a predicted model, not a curated record. Gene Ontology annotation, cellular component: plasma membrane. NCBI's taxonomy places the organism in Eukaryota, Metazoa, Chordata, Mammalia, Primates, Cebidae.
AGACCAGCCCAGGGCCACAGGCAGGACCGGCCUAGCAGCCCAGCCACAGAGGAGCCAGUGAGCCUCUCCCGGCGCCCGUGCUGGGGGGCUUUCUGUACCAGUGUCAAGGAUGGAGGAGGGGGAGAGGAGCCCCUUACUGCCCCAGGACGCCGCAGGCCAGAAGGUGCCCCUCUCUGUGCGAAGUCCACCCACCUCUGGCUGCCCAGGUCCAGUGCCCUGGGAGGACCAGGCAGAGGGCUGGGACUACAGCUACUGUCCCUUGGGGACCAAGCGCAAGGCCUUGAGGGCCACCUCUGGGAAAGGCACAGCCCCUUCCCUCUCUGCAGGGAGCAGCUGCAUCAAGUAUCUGAUUUUCCUGUCCAAUUUCCUCUUUACCCUGCUGGGCCUGCUGGCCCUGGCCAUCGGGCUCUGGGGCCUGGCCGUCAAGGGGUCUCUGAGAAGUGAUCUGGGGGGGCCCCUGCCCCCAGACCCCAUGCUGGGGCUGGCACUUGGGGGGCUGGCAGUCAGUGCAUUGAGCCUGGCUGGCUGCCUGGGCGCCCUCUGUGAGAACACCUGCCUGUUACGUGGCUUCUCCGGUGGCAUCCUUGCCUUCCUGGUGCUCGAAGCCGUGGUGGGGGCACUGGUGGUGGCCCUCUGGGGCCCUCUGCAAGACAGCCUGGAGCACACCCUGCAAGUGGCCAUCACCCACUACCAGGACGACCCAGACCUGCGCUUCCUCAUCGACGAAGUUCAGCUCGGGCUGCGGUGCUGCGGGGCGGCCUCCUACCAGGACUGGCAGCAGAACCUGUACUUCAACUGCAGCUCCCCCGGGGUGCAGGCCUGCAGCCUUCCGGCCUCCUGCUGCAUCGACCCCCGCGAAGAUGGAGCCUCUGUCAACGACCAGUGCGGCUUUGGGGUCCUGGGCCUGGAUGUGGAUGCAGCCCGCAGAGUGGUGUACCUGGAGGGCUGCGGCCCGCCGCUCCAGCAGUGGCUGAGCGCUCACCUGGCGGCUGCGGGCGGCUACGCCAUCGCGGUGGUGCUGCUGCAGGGUGCGGAGCUCCUGCUGGCCGCCCGGCUGCUCAGGGCCCUCGCUGCCCGCAGGGGCGCGGCGCCAGGUCCCGGAGCGCCGCGGGAGGGCGACACUGGCCACCCGAGCCCCGGCCCCCGCGCUGCGCCUGCUGCCAAACCGCCCCGGGCUGAGCGCACACCUGCACAGGGGUCUGGGGCGGCCCCACCCAGCCGAAACGCGCUGCACCCACCGCCGCCUGGCUUUGCGUGGGCUUCUGGAGCCUUUGCCGGGGGACCUACCCAGCUUGCCCAUGCCUCACGCUCCUCGUCCCCCACGCCAGCCCCCAACGGAGGGCGAAGCCACCGGGCUGGCGGAGGAACGCACAGGGCAGGAGGAAAUCCUGGAGCCGACCCAAGCCCCGGUUCCCACCCCGGCCACACUGCUCCCACCUCCUGAUGUUGUACCUGAGCCAGUCGAGGUAUACGCCAUACUCUGAGAUUGAAUUAUGAGUCCUUUAUUAUGCUGGCAACCAAGAGGUGGCUAAUGCCCAAAAUUCUCUCCGCCUGUACGAAAAAGAUAGGCGGUCUUUUAUGCCCUAGUUUUAAAAGGGACGGGGAACUUAGCUGAAGCCAAUUUUCCACAGAAGCAGCUUAAUCAAAAAGUUAAAAGAUAAACCUGUGCAUGAGAAAUAAAACAGUGCCAGGUGCGAGGGGUAAAAGACAUACAAUGAAAGUUGUAUGUCAUGAAAGACAUACAACUUACAGAUAAUGAGGGCUCUGGGCGCUCCCUGCACCUGCAUUCCCAGGCUCUGCUGGUCCCACUUACCUCAGCCUCUUAUCAACAAAUGCCUUCCUGGGUGCCCAGUGUCAGCCUGCCCCAGCUACAUACUACAGUUACUUAAUGGUGGGAAAAUCACUAAAAUGAA